Penicillium taxi is the source of this 1041-nucleotide messenger RNA. Its product is annotated as C2H2-type zinc finger protein. Gene Ontology annotation, molecular function: RNA polymerase II cis-regulatory region sequence-specific DNA binding; DNA-binding transcription factor activity, RNA polymerase II-specific. NCBI's taxonomy places the organism in Eukaryota, Fungi, Ascomycota, Eurotiomycetes, Eurotiales, Aspergillaceae. The transcript is spliced from 3 exons. The coding region runs from base 1 to 1041 and encodes 346 amino acids. Gene Ontology annotation, cellular component: nucleus. The record is from RefSeq and is a predicted model, not a curated record. Gene Ontology annotation, biological process: regulation of transcription by RNA polymerase II.
AUGACGAUGGUCAUUGAAAAUCAGAACCGUCCUUAUGGCGGCAUGGGCUUCGACACUGUCUACCCACACAACCCUCCACAAUUCACAGAUCCUUGGGCUACCGCACACACAACUUCCCAUUCAACACCUCCCGUCUAUGCGACUGCCAUGGGCAACACAACCAUCCCCAUCAACACUGUCAAGCAAGAGGAAAUGAACCGAUCAGCCAUGUCCAUGCCCUACUCAAAUAUCCCAGUUUCGGCUCCAUCACUUGUCCCCGCCAACAACUACACCACGGGCUACGGCCCUGAAGUUAUGGGCAUGCAGCACGAGGUGCCGCGCACCGCCCUCGACCACACCCCAGCGUACACAACUGCUCCACCAAUGACCAGCUAUGCCCCGGCCACCUAUGCGCCAGUCAGCUACGCUCCCCUUCACCCAUCUCAAGAUACCCGUCGCAUUUCGCACUCUGAUGGUCGCAUGUCUACGGCUCCCGUUCCCACUCCCACCUUUGGCGAUGCCCUCGACGCAAGCCGAGGAAUGGUCGCGCUAAGCCAGGACUUGACUCCCCGAAAUAUCUACGGUCCCAGAGGCACACGAGGUUCUACCGAUUCAUACGGUUUCCCCUCGACUCACUCUUCCGCCUCGUCGAUCUCAUCGGGCAGCAAUUACCCUUACUACAGUGCUUCCGUGGGCUCAGUCGAUUCCUCAGUGACAGAUUACAGCUCAACGACCUCUGAGUCGUACGAGUCGCGCACUCUCCCCCGACCUACAAGCCUUUUGGCCGGUAGCGCACCGCCUGGACCUCAAUCUAUGAUGAGCCAGUUCAGCUCCAAGAUGCCGUCAAACACCCAGAAGAAACACAAGUGCAAGGUCUGCGACAAGAGAUUCACUCGUCCGUCUUCAUUGCAAACUCAUAUGUACAGCCACACUGGAGAGAAGCCAUUUGCGUGUGACGUUGAAGGCUGUGGGCGACACUUCUCAGUGGUCUCAAACUUGCGUCGACACAAGAAGGUUCACAAGGGCGAGAAAGAUGUUGGCUCCCCCGAUGACGACGAGUAG